AUGUUUGGUCUUUCAUCACUAUUGAUAGAAAAUUACUUGAGGGAAGCGAGUUUUUGGCACGUGGCCACUAUAGGCUGGGGGUGCAAGUUCGACCAGAAACUCAUCCACACGUUAAUAGAGAGGUGGAGACCUGAGACGCACACAUUCCAUCUUUCAUGCGGAGAGUGUACCAUUAUUUUGGAGGACGUGCAGUUACAAUUGGAAUUGCUGGUGGAUGGGUCCGCACUCAUCGAGCCCGUUCAAUUUGCUAAUUGGGGAGCCGUAUGUUACGAUCUUUUGGGUGCGAUUCCGGAUAAUAUUUAUGGAGGUCGGAUCGAGAUGAGCUGGUUACGAGACACAUUCCUGGAGCCAGGGAAUGAUUCAACUGAAGUAGAAAGAAUACGAUAUGCUCGGGCAUACAUCCUUGAGAUGAUUGAAGGAUAUUUGAUGCCAAACUUGUCACGAAACCUCGUACAUCUGAUGUGGCUGCUGAAACUUGUUGAUUUUAGAGCAGCUGGGGAAUUUAGUUGGGGGUUUGCCGUGUUGGAAAUAUUAUUCCGGGAGAUGUGCGGGGUGACACCACUAAAUAAAGCCAAAAUCGGAGAAUAUGUUAAAAUUUGGGAAAAACGGUAUGAUCAUAUACCUGCUGGUGAAUCGAUUAUCAUCCCAGAGUUAGUGUGCGUGCCAGAUUACAUGCCAUGGAGAAAGGAUGACGGUAUGGGCCCAUCAACAGUGCUCACACAAUCAUCGAGCCCAACUCUUCAACCGAUGACACCCACAGCACAACCCCUUCAGGUUAUGCCAGGUACGCAUCCUAGCCCUUAUAUGUAUCCUAACCCUUAUAUGUUUGCUUUUCCUAGUCCUAUACCAGGUUGGAAUGCAUGA
Molecule: messenger RNA, 864 nt
Organism: Gossypium raimondii (Peruvian cotton)
Lineage: Eukaryota; Viridiplantae; Streptophyta; Magnoliopsida; Malvales; Malvaceae
Product: serine/threonine-protein phosphatase 7 long form homolog
Exons: 2
Coding region: 1-864 (287 amino acids)
Biological process (GO): meristem development; meristem maintenance
Source: RefSeq, a predicted model, not a curated record